UAAAGGAAUGAUACCAUACGAAUAAAACUCAAUUGCGGUGCAUGCAGAUAGUGGCCAACUGCCACCAGUUUCAUAGUGGCCCGCUCAACAGCUUAUCACACGCACACGCUUUAUCUGACAGACCAGAACCACAUACUCUUUCGCCUCCAUUAAACCCACAUUGUACUUACCCAGCUAAAGAUGAAGAAGAAGCCAGACUCCAGGUGGCCAUCAAUGGCGUUUCUAGCAGCCCUGUUUCUGCUCACAAGCGGAGAGGCAGCCAAGAGCAGCAUUAAUGGCCCAAUCAAGACCAUAGUAAUUCUAGUGAUGGAGAAUCGAUCCUUCGACCACAUGGUGGGAUGGAUGAAACAGUCCAACCCAAAAAUCGACGGCGUAACUGGGCAGGAAUGGAAUCCUGUGUCUCCAGGGGACCCCAAAUCCGAAAAGGUCUUCUUCAAGGAGGAUGCAGAGUAUGUGGAUCCAGAUCCGGGGCAUUCGUUUGGAGCCAUAAGGGAACAAAUCUUCGGCUCCAGUGACACCUCUGCAAAUCCCCCACCCAUGAAUGGAUUUGUUCUGCAGGCCAACUCCAUGGGACCCAACAUGUCUCACACAGUCAUGAAUGGCUUCCGCCCUGCAGUAGUCCCGGUCUACAAUACUCUUGUGAGCGAAUUUGCAGUCUAUGACAGAUGGUUUGCUUCUGUCCCAUCUUCUACACAGCCCAACAGGCUCUAUGUCCAUUCUGCAACUUCCCAUGGAGCGACCAGCAAUGUAGCCAAGCUCUUGGCUGAAGGGUACCCGCAGAAAACCAUCUUCGACUCCAUAGAUGAAUCGGGGCUUUCCUUUGGGAUCUAUUACCAGAACAUUCCGGCCACUCUGUUCUACAAAAAUCUCAGGAAGCUCAAGUAUGUGACCAAAUUCCACGAUUAUGAUGUGGAAUUCAAGCUUCACGCAAAACAGGGGGGUCUCCCCAAUUAUGUGGUAGUGGAGCAGAGAUACUUGGACACAAAUCUCUUGCCUGCAAAUGAUGACCAUCCUUCUCAUGAUGUGGCAGAGGGGCAGAAAUUUGUAAAGGAGGUGUACGAGACCCUGCGAUCUAGUCCCCAGUGGAACCAGACCUUGUUACUGAUAACAUAUGAUGAGCAUGGCGGCUUCUUUGAUCAUGUUCCCACACCUGUGCAGAAUGUUCCCUCACCGGAUGAUAUUGUUGGUCCUGACCCCUAUUUCUUCAAAUUCGACAGGUUAGGGGUACGAGUCCCCACGCUUGCCAUCUCCCCCUGGAUCAACAAAGGAACAGUGGUUCACGGCCCCUCUGGACCUUCCCCAUCUUCGCAGUAUGAGCAUUCAUCAAUUCCUGCGACUGUGAAGAAGAUGUUCAAUCUGCAAUCGGGUUUCUUGACCAAGAGAGAUGCAUGGGCUGGAACUUUUGACAGCGUUAUACAGAGCAGAACUGCACCCAGAACUGAUUGCCCAGUUACGCUGCCUGAUGCUCCAAAGAUACGACCGGGUGGAGCAAAUGAGGAUGCGAAGCUUAGUGAAUUUCAGCAGGAACUUUUGCAGCUGGCUGCUGUAUUGAAUGGGGAUUUCACUCUGAGAAGCUACCCAGAAGAACUAGGAAAGAACAUGACUGUUAGAGAAGGUAACAAGUACAUUCAGGAUUCUGUGAAACGAUUCUUUGAAGCAAGCCGACUGGCCAAGAAGCUUGGCGCUCCUGAUGAUGAAAUUGUGAAGAUGCGACCUUCGCUUACCACUCGGCCCUCUGCAAAAUCAUCACCGCCAUAGUUUCAACAUGUACAGCUUGAAAGCACACAUGUCCCCAUCAUCAUCCUGUAUUUUCAAAGACAUUAGAAAGCAACGUUGGAACAUCUCGUCUCUUCCAUUUUGUGUAAAGGCUAAAGUGGACUGCCACAUGUUUUCAUUGUGUUUGUAAAUAAAGGAAGUGCAAUGGGCAUUAGGUGCUAGUUGUGUUAAAAGUUUAUUCCAUUGGAGAAAAAGGAUAGGGAGAUAUAGAAUUAACUAUUUGCAUUAUAAGUUAUAACAAAAUGAAAAAGUUUACUAUUUGCAUUUA
Molecule: messenger RNA, 2044 nt
Organism: Cryptomeria japonica (Japanese cedar)
Lineage: Eukaryota; Viridiplantae; Streptophyta; Pinopsida; Cupressales; Cupressaceae
Product: non-specific phospholipase C2
Exons: 3
Coding region: 181-1758 (525 amino acids)
Biological process (GO): phospholipid catabolic process
Molecular function (GO): hydrolase activity, acting on ester bonds
Source: RefSeq, a predicted model, not a curated record